CUGGAAGCGGGAAACCGGGGUGGUGCUGGGGAGACGGCGCGGAGCCGGGAGCCCUCGCCCCGAGCCCCCCGGGGUGGGGGACAGGGCUGCGUCAUGUUCACGCUCCAGGUGGGACGGUGACAGCUUCUGAAGAGGUGUUUGAGCGCAGACCAUCAUGGCCGGAAGACCCAUCCGCAUAGGAGACCAGCUGGUUCUGGAGGAAGAUUAUGAUGAGACCUACGUCCCCAGUGAGGAAGACAUUGUUGAAUUUGCCCAAAAGAUAGGUAUCGAUCCCACCAAGGAGCCGGAGCUGAUGUGGCUGGCGCGGGAGGGCAUCGUGGCCCCGCUGCCCGUGCAGUGGAAACCCUGCCAGGACAUCACAGGCGACAUCUACUACUUCAACUUCGCCAACGGGCAGUCCAUGUGGGACCACCCGUGUGACGAGCACUACCGGAACUUGGUGACCCAAGAGCGAGGGAAGCUGGCAGCUUCUGGGGCUAUGAAGAAGAAGCACAAGAAGAAGAAAAAGGAAAAGAAAGACAAGAAGGACAAAGAGACCCCCAGAAGCGCCAUGGAACCACAGCCCGAGCAGGGACUUCUGCCUCCUCCCUCCUUUCUCCGUGGCCCACCCCCUCUCCCAGCACCUGGGCUUGCUGAUCUGGACCCAGACCAAGGCACACAGGCUAGAACUGAGGGCCCCUUUAAGACAGGGCAGAGUCCGUGCUUGCCUGGCGACAGCCCCUGGCCGCUCCAGGGCAGCCUGCCCCGGAGGCUGCAGCCUCUCUCCAAGGGCCAAGCUGCCCGGCCCCCCCAGCUCUUUGCCGACGUGGAGCAAAUCCUAGGCAGGGCCCCAGUCUUGUGCAGGACAGAAGGAGGCGAUCAGCAGGGUCUGGAGAAACCCCAGAAGCUGACUGAGGAAAUCCACCUGGGGCUCUCAGACCCUGAACUAGAAGAGCCAGAGGUGAGGCCCAGACGGCAGGCCCUCGGCACGCUGGGCGCGGAGGACAGCAGGCCCCCCUGGCACGGGCAGGCUGUGUUAGAAAGUGGGAGCCAGGCCUCUGUCCACACAGAGCUUCCUGAGACCGUCCCGGGCCCCCAGCCGGACGGGGAGCAGCACAGCCGCAGCAGGGCCCGCCUGCACUCCACUGGCCCCGCGGGGGACCAGGGCCCGAGCCCCACGCCCUCACCGCCCCCAGAGGAGGGCCCUUGCCUGUCCUCUUGCUCCUCUGACCAGAUGCUGCCUACCAGGGACAACGAGGGCCUGAGCUGGCGGGGUGUUUCCAGGACAGGUGGGGGUGUGGGCUGCGGAAGGAGGAGGACAGAGCCUGCAGGACUGUGGAUGGGGCAGGUCUCUCGGCCUGUCAGCAAGGACAGCCAUGGGAGCUACAGAGAAACAGAGCCGGGUCCUGAGGGCCCAGGGGCCUCCGCGGAAGGGCGGCUCCAGGCCCUCUCCUCGAUACCAACUGACCCUCUGGCACCUGAGCCCGCCCAGAAGCCUUCAGGGAGUGCUCCCGGGGCACCUCCUGCCCGUGGGGAGAGACAGCUCGCAGCAGUGUGUGCAGAGCCCCCCGAGGAGGCCGGGGAGGCCGGGGGGGCCGAGGGGCACGGGCCUCACUUGGAGAGCUGCUCCAGCAGCAGCAGUCUGGCUUCUCACCUGGGCUCUCAGAUCGUGGGGGAGGUGAAUAACUUCCCAUGGGACCUGCAGAGCUCGCAGGGGUCCGGGUGGGGUGCGGGUCAGCCAGGCCCUGGACCCAGAGGUCUGCACUCUGGCCCCUUACUCGUGCCCCAGCUGUUUCACUUGCAGAGCUCUGCCGAGGAGGAGUCAGAGAGCGACUACUCUGAGGACCAGAGGUUCUACCGGCACAUCCUGGGGAUGGCCAACAUGUCCAGGCAGCUGGAGAACCUGGGGCUGCUUGAGAGCGUGCAGGAAAUGCCGUGCGGAAACCUCAGCGGCAUGGUCUGCCGCCUGGCGGCCAGCAUGACUGGUGGGGGUGACCACGCGGCCGUCAGAGCCGUGGAGAUGGACCCGAGGUUUCUGGCUUGGGGACUGGAGCUGCCGGAGCACCCUCAGGAGGCGGCCCUGGCUGGGCAGGAGGCCUCUCAGCACGCCUGCGUGCAGCCGAGCAGCGGCCCUCCCAGGCAGGGGCUGGGCGAGCCAAGUUCCAGCGGAGGGCUCGCUGGAGAGCCGGGCAGGACGCAGCCUCGCAGCCAGGCCCUGGGCUGCUCGUUGGCCCCCGUCCAUGCUCCUCCGGGGGGCCUGGCUCCCCUGCGCGGCUUGGUUGAGGCCCCGCCCUCGGCGCUCCGUGUGUCGCAGAGUGUGAGCUUGGGGAGCUCCGUGGAGUCCGGUCAGCUUGGAGAACUCACGCUGCCUUCACAGGGCCCCAAGGCUUCUGCUCACACGGAGGGUCUCUUGGGCCCCCUCCAUGAGGACAGCAAUGUGGUCAGCCUCUCGGCUGCGGGGGAGGGGACCAUCGAGGAGGGCGAGGCGGACAGUGACAACCAGAGUGUCCGCAGCUCAAGUGAGCUGCUCAAGAACCUGCACCUGGACAUUGGGACGCUGGGGGGCGACUUCGAGCACGAGGCCCCGAGGGCGGAGGGAGAAGACAGGGACGACGGCCAGUCCAGCCAGGAUGAGCUGCAGAGCGAGCAGACCCGGGGCUCCGAGAGGUCAUCUUCACUCUCACAUGGGGCGCGGCUCGGGGGCCCCUUUCCCAGCCAGACCACCGGCAAAGGGCCUCUGCAGGCGCGGGAGGGGCAGCCUGCGUGGAGUGGGGCGGAGGAGCCCGGGGAGGCCUCCGCAGACCCAGACCGCCGCAUCCUGCAUGGCUCCCUGCAGAGGGCCGAGGUCCCCAGCCCGCCUGCCGCCUGCUGGAGGGACAAGGAGCAGAGCCCCCAGGCCGAGGAGCCCGAGGGGCCCGAGGAGCCCGAGGGGAAGGUGCUGGUCAGCGCCCCCCUUACCGUCACGCCCCAUGGGCCAUCUCCAGAGGGUGUGGCCCCCCCAAAGCAGCUGUCAGAGGCCGCCCGGGAGGCCGCGGAAGAGGCCGUGGCCCGGGAACUGGAGCACGACAAGAGGCAGCUCCUGGAGCUGAAGAGCGAGGAGAUGCAGCAGCUGCGGGAGAAGCUGCGGCAGGAGGAGGAGGCCGAGGUCCUGCAGCUUCACCAGCAGAAGGACCAGUCUCUGAGCCUCCUGAAGGAGCAGCUACAGAGAGCCACGGAGGAGGAGGGCACUCGGAUGAGAGAGGAGGAGAGCCGGAGGCUGGCCCGGCUCCGGGCCCAAGUCCGAUCCAGCACAGAGGCAGAGGAGGAGCGCAUCAGGGCCGAGCACAGGGCCUCCCUGCAGAGGCUGAGAGAGGAGCUGGAGGCCCUGCAGGAGGCCGAGAGGGCCAGCCUGGAACAGCGAAGCCAGCUCGCGCUGGAGCAGCUCCGAGGAGAGAUGGAGGCGCUGGAGCGGAGCCAGCGGGCGGCCCUGAGCGCCCAGAAGGAGAGGGCCCUGCAGCAGCUGAGGGAGCAGCUGGACCGGGAGAGGGAGGAGGCCGCGGCAGCGCUGGAGCGGGAGCGGGAGCGCGGGGUGGAGCUGGAGUCGCUCUCGCCCUCCCUGGGGGCCCAGAGCACAGAGGUGGUCCGCAGCCUCCAGAAGCUGGAGGACGCCGGGCAGAAGCAGGAGACCCCGCCGCAGGAGUGGAGGGCACAGCUGGGCGCUUGCCAGGCGCUGCAGUUCAAGCAGGAGCAGCUCACCGGCCUCCUGACAGAGAAGCGGCAGGAGGUGGAGAGGGAGCACGGGCGGAGGAUGGACGCGAUGAGGGAGGAGCACCGGCGCGUGGUGGCCGAGGCCAGGGAGCUCUAUGAAGCCGAGGAGAGGAAGCAGCGCGCCGGGCUGCUGGAGCACCUGACCGGAGAGCUGGAGCGGCUGCGCGGGGCUCACGAGCGAGAGCUGGAGGCCAUGAGGCGGGAGCAGGGCCGGCAGCUGGAGGCCCUGGGGCUUCGGCACCGGGCGCAGGAGAGGAAGCUGCAGGAUUUGGAGGUGGAGCUGGAAACCCGAGUCAGAGACGUCAAGGCCAGAUUGGCUCAGCUGGACGUUCAAGAAGUCACAGCGACCCAGCGGCACUUGGAGGAGGCAAAGGAGGAGCACAGCCGCCUGCUGGAGUCAAACCGGCAGCUCCGGAGAGUUCUCGGGGAGCUCCAGGCCCGCAAGGCGGAGCUGGAGUCCCAGGUGGACCUGCUGCGGGCGCAGAUGGAGAGAAUGCAGAAACACGUCCGUGACCUGGAGGCCGAGGCUCAGAGGACGAGAGCCACCUUGAAGGAGCAGGCGGCUGAGGAGGGCGGUGCCUCCUGCUUCCAGCCUGACCUGCACAUCGAGGACCUGAGGACAUCGCCUGUGCCCACCCAGACCGCAGAGGGGCCCUGUCCUCUCCCCGAGAGCAAGGCGGAGGCUGACUCGUCCCUGCACAGCUUCCGGCACUACCUCUCCGCGGAGGGGGCAGCGCUCCGCAGUGCCAAGGCGUUCCUGGUGCGGCAGACACGCUCCAUGCGCAGGCGCCGGACGGUGCUGAAGGUCGCCCAGCAGCGCUGGUGUCGCGAGCUGGCCGGGGCCCCGGAGGCCCUGGAAGACGUGCGAAAGGACCUGGAGGAGGAGACCCGGCGCCUGGACGAGAUGAAGUCGGCCGUGGAGAAGGGCCGGGACUUGCUGCAGGAGAAGGAGGAGAAGCUGGGCCAGCUGGAGGCCUCCCUCCAGGACGAGGCUUCUGAUGGGGACAUCAUGAGAGAAGCUCCCGCCAAGAAAGUGGUGACCUUCGACCUCAGCGACACAGAGGACACUCUCAGUGGGAGUUCCGAGUCCUUCCCCCUGCCUCACUUCAGCCCGGCUGCGAGCCCCGCCCUCCCGGGCAGGAUCCAGUACCUGAGCCACGCCCUGCAUCAGGUCAGCAGCCAGCUCAGCAGCGUCCUGGGCGUGCUCGGGGGCCUGCCCUCCCCGCCCCUCACCUCCACCCCCACACUGGGCCCGCCCCCCUCCUUCCAGAGGGCUCCCGGUCCCUCCCACCCCUCCCUGGCCUCGGCCUCCCGCUGGGCCUGGGCCCCGGGGCUGGGCCCCGGGCUCUCCUCCUCGCCGGCGGCUCAGACGGUGGACGACUUCCUGCGGGAGAAGUGGCUCAAGUAUUUCCCAGCUGGAGCUCCGGUCCUCAGCGGCGGCCCCGGCCCCGGCCCCGGCGCGAGCAGGCUGGGCUACGUGUCUGCCAGAGAGCAGCUCCGCCUCCUGCAGCGCCCCCACUCCCACAUGCCCGAGGGGGGCAGCGCCAGCUUGCAGGGCAUGGUCGAGGCCAACUGGAGGUGGCUGGAGCAGUACAAGAAUGACCCCAAGUUAUAUCCUUUCAGUUAG
This is a messenger RNA of Molossus molossus (Pallas's mastiff bat), 5353 nucleotides long. RefSeq names its product centrosomal protein 164 (gene CEP164). Bases 155 to 5353 code for a protein of 1732 amino acids. The record is from RefSeq and is a predicted model, not a curated record. Gene Ontology annotation, molecular function: protein binding. Lineage: Eukaryota; Metazoa; Chordata; Mammalia; Chiroptera; Molossidae. The transcript is spliced from 29 exons.